Molecule: messenger RNA, 711 nt
Organism: Symbiodinium natans
Lineage: Eukaryota; Dinophyceae; Suessiales; Symbiodiniaceae
Source: the annotation of a GenBank genome assembly
AUGGUAAGCAUCUUUUCUACCAGGCUGUCUCGCUGGGAAGAAGAGGAACCAACGUCUCGAGGCAUGGUUAUGCCUGAAGCGCUGUUUCGCGCCGGCGUUGCCUUGAGCCUGGCUUGGGGGUGGCCUCUGUUUGCGGCAGCGCUGCUACUAGGGUUCAACGGCCUCCUCAGGCGUGGAGAGGUCCUCGGACUACUGCGCUGUGAACUCAUCUUGACGUGCGAUCUCCUGAGUUGCAGGCAGGUGGCCUUUGUGCGCGUCCAGUGCUCGAAGACGAGCAGGUUCAUGCUCCGGCAGCAUGCUAAGAUUCGGAUGCUCUCUCUGUUCGCUUUCUUUCCGCGCUCUUCGCAGACCAACCGCCUGAGGCUCAGCCUUUUUGCUUGCUCCCCUGCGGUCUUUCGCAGGCGUUGGGACGAAGUUUUCAGCUUUCUUCAUGUGCCAACUGCGGAGGUGAAUCUCGGGGUGACACCUAAGUCACUGCGUGGUUCCAGAGCGACCUGGCUUUACCAGGAGACCGAGGACAUCGAGAGAAUCCAAUGGGGAGGACGUUGGCAACAGCGCAGAACAUUGGAGCAUUACCUGCAAGACGUGGCAGGUCAGCUCCUCCUCGCCAGCUUGACAAAGAGUCAACGGCUACAUGUCUCUGAGCUGUCUGCUUUCGCGGAACCAUUACUGAGUACGUACAUUGAGUUGGUCCCGUCUGCACAUAGCUGA